Molecule: messenger RNA, 1414 nt
Organism: Brassica rapa (field mustard)
Lineage: Eukaryota; Viridiplantae; Streptophyta; Magnoliopsida; Brassicales; Brassicaceae
Source: RefSeq, a predicted model, not a curated record
UUAUCUGACGCGAAAAAAUUGGGACCAUGUUUUAUUAAGCUUUGUCCCAAAACCGGGCAUAAACGUACAUAGGCGUAUAUGUUCAUGUUAGGAUUAUUUCUUUGUUUUAUGGUUAAAUUCACCAUCUCGGUUACAAAAAAGAAAAAAAGAAAAAGAAAAAAAUCACCAUCUCCCUUUUGAAACAUUCCUCUCAUAUGUGGUCUAACUGCAUUGGGUAAACUCGUUUCCUCCUGAGUAGCAAAUAGGGCCAUUCAGAACUUGGUUUCAGUAUAGUGGACGAGUUGUUUCGACCGGCUCUUUCAUCCAAGUAUCACUGCAGUCUCAAUUCGGAUUACAUUGAUUAAAAAAAAAAAAACUAAGUAUGAUUUAAAAUCCCUGGCUAUUUGGAUCAUCAGCAGAGUUGAUUUGGGGUCUUAGAGAUUUUGAUAUAUAUAAAUUUACUACAUGUAUUAAACGAAUGAUACGUCAAUAAUUUACUAAAUAAUCUUCAAUAAAUUUGUAGUUUUGAUAUAGUUAAACUUGCUGACAAAAAAAAAAGAAAAAGAUAUAGUUAAACUUUUAUCAUAUAACUUUGCUAUAGUUUAAUUCAUUUAUUUACAGUUUUCUUAGUUACAAAAACCUUUGUUGGGUUGUUAAAAACACAUACUAUUUUCUUUUAAUCGUGUGCGUGUAAAAUCUUGUAUUAAAGACCAAUAUAUUAAUGGGCCCUAUUUAAAAACCCAAUAAGCUACUGAUUAGUAGUGUAUGUGUGGAUGAUUCUCCACCACCUCAAGAAAAGGAGAGACGUAGCUCAGUUCGCACAAGAAAGGAUCCUGAGCUACGAUGUGGACCGUGAUACCGGCGUCGAUCCCGGUUCAGCCUUCCAGGGGACUAACCGGAUCAAACUCCGUCGGCUAUUCGCAUCCUCCGCCACGUAAUGGCGACGGGAUUCACCGUCGUAACAUCCCGAGGAAAUCACAAACAUCCGAAUCAGAGUCCGUCGGUGGUUUAGGCCAACGAAUCCUCCUCCGGUCCGAAGCAUCGAACCCGAACAAACCGGUUCCAAAGGAGAAGGAGAUUAGUGGAUCAGACGUGCUCUUGGCGAUUCAGAGAGCGACAGCUCAGAGAAAGAGAUCGACCGCCGAUAAAAGCAAGAAGACGAAGAUAGGAGGUGUGGAGCUGUCAUCCACUGCGGGAGAGUCCACCGGAGAUAACGGUGUUGAUUACAGUAACGUGAGGUCGUUGAUGGUCAAGAACGAUUGGGGACACAGAUUAGACGAGUUCGAGAAGCUUCUCAAAGAGUUUCAAGACAUGGAGCUUUGACAAACAUUCAGUUGUAAUAUUUUCUUCGACGAUAGUACUAUGAAACAAUUAUUGUACGACCAACCACAACGAAGUUAUUUUAUUACAGUACAGGAAGUUAUUUUUUUUUGUC